Molecule: messenger RNA, 1295 nt
Organism: Daktulosphaira vitifoliae (grape phylloxera)
Lineage: Eukaryota; Metazoa; Arthropoda; Insecta; Hemiptera; Phylloxeridae
Product: methionine aminopeptidase 1D, mitochondrial
Exons: 1
Coding region: 185-1135 (316 amino acids)
Biological process (GO): proteolysis
Molecular function (GO): metalloaminopeptidase activity
Source: RefSeq, a predicted model, not a curated record
AUUAUUUCUUUACAAAUUUUGUUUACUUAUAUUUAUUUUAAAAUAUUUGCACCAUUAAAAUCUUAUAAAUAAUAUUAAUAUUCUAAUCUUUAUUUAAAAAAAAGAAUCAAAAUAAUUGAUACUAUAAAAAUUAGGUUAAAAUAUUUUUUAUUAUAUAGGGCUGUAAUUUUAGUUUUAAAUAAUUAUGACUUUAUUUAUUCAUACGCUUAGACAUUAUUUUUAUAAUAACCUCUGCACUCGACUAUUUUGGUGGAGAACUAAACAAUCACAUGGAGUGUAUGACAUAGUAAGUUUAGGUAAUAUAAGUCCACCAAGAAUUGUUCCACAAUAUGUGACACUACCUUCAUAUGCAGAAACUGGAGAAGUUUUUGAUGAACCUGAUUAUAAUAGUCCUCCAGAAAUAAAAUCAGGAGGUCAAAUUUUAAUGAUGAGACAAAGUUGUAAAUUAGCUAAAUUUGUUUUGGAUAGUACUCGAAGCCUAAUGAAAGUUGGCAUUACAACAGAUGAAAUUGAUCAGUUUGCCCAUAAUCUAAUAAUUGACAAUAAUGCAUAUCCGUCACCUCUUAAUUACAAAGGAUUUUUGAAAUCUAUAUGUACUUCUAUAAAUAAUGUAGUAUGUCAUGGCAUACCUGAUGAUCGACCAUUGCAAAAUGGUGAUAUUAUAUCUGUUGAUGUUUCUGUUUAUUUAAAUGGAUUUCAUGGAGAUUGUGCUGCAACAUAUUGCAUUGGAGAAGUCGAUAAAUAUGGUAAAAAGUUAUUAAGUAUAGCUGAACAAUGUAUGUAUAGUGGUAUAAGUGUUUGUGAACCUGGUAGAAGUUUUUCAGAUAUUGGGAAGGCCAUAGAAAUGCAUGCAAUUAAAAAUGAUCAUCGUGUUGUUUCUUGUAUUACUGGUCAUGGUAUAGGUACAUAUUUUCAUGGUCCUCCUACAAUAUUUCAUACAACAUUAAAUAAAUUCUCUGGUGUAAUGAAACCUGGUAUGAUUUUUACUGUUGAACCUGUAAUUGUACAAGGAACUGAAAAUGUAGAAUUUUUAGAUGAUGGUUGGAGCAUUGUAACAGCUGAUGAUUCUAGAGGAGCACAAUUUGAACAUACUAUUUUGAUAACAGAUACGGGAUAUGAAAUUCUAACUCUUUAAAUAAUUUUUAAUUUAUUUAAUAUUAUCUAAAGGUCUACAUAGAUGACUAAAUACAAUAAACUCUAAGUUAUUUUUAAUGUUUUAAGCUAUGUAUGUUAUAUUCAACUGAAUAUGUUUAAUCUCUAUUGUAAGAAUUAAUAUAUUUAUUUUAUAUCUCAAA